AUGAAGCUAGCCAUGACCAUCAUCCGCGAACUCGGCUACGCCCAGUCCCUGAGCCUGGAGCCAGACAAGCUGGGCAGCCAAUGGGUUCUCAUGAAUCCAGCCCCGGAAGACUCGUAUCGCGGUGCUUUCACAAGCGACACCAUCAAACCUGAAACGAUCGGCGGGACUUGGUAUCCCUCACCACCAUCGAAGUCAUUGCCACCAUUCAUCGACAUCGACAAUGAUCAAGAGCAAGAAGUAGAUGACGAGAAGAGCCUAGUCAUCUUAUCAUUCCACGGCAGCGCAUUCCUAUGGCUAACUGGCCGGCCCGAUGACUCCGGCUUCACAGCCGACCUGCUCAACGAGAAGCUGGGUACAGGCACCCGGUCGCUAUGGGUGCAGUACCGGCUAGCAGGUGGCAACAAUCCCACCCCAUACCCGGGGCCCAUGCAAGACGCCGUGACCUCAUAUCUCUAUCUCGUUCGAGAACUGAAUAUCUCGCCAUCCCGUAUCGUGCUCGUGGGCGACUCAUCCGGAGCUACCAUGGCCAUGGCUCUAUUGCGUCACCUCGCCUCGUUCCAGCAGGAGAGCGGCCAUGAGCUUGCAGAGCUGCCCCCGCCCCGGGCGUGUCUGCUGUUUUCGCCCUCCGUUGAGUACAGCUUCGAGGGCGAUUCGCAGGCUAUGAACGCCCAUCGGAACCUGCGGACUGACUACUGUGAAGGGAAGAUGGCCGCGUGGGGUGCGCGUGCUUUUGCCCCGCCAGAGUCGGUGCGUCUGGAUGAUCCGUACCUAUCACCGGCGUUGCAUCCGUUUGCGACGCCUGUUCCCAUCUUUGCCCAGGUUGGAGGUGCGGAGGUGUUGUGUGAUAGUGUCCGGGGGUUUGCGGAUGCGAUGGGCGCUGUUCCAGGCAACAUUGUCGAGUAUCUGGAGGUGCCGGGGUUGCCGCAUGAUAUUUAUAUGAUGGGACAUAUCCUUGGGUGGCAGGAGGAGCAGGAGGAGAUGAUAGAGGCAGCUGCACGGUUUGUUCGGGGAGUCUAG
This is a messenger RNA of Aspergillus niger, 1017 nucleotides long. RefSeq lists its product as uncharacterized. Lineage: Eukaryota; Fungi; Ascomycota; Eurotiomycetes; Eurotiales; Aspergillaceae. Gene Ontology annotation, molecular function: hydrolase activity. The record is from RefSeq and is a predicted model, not a curated record. The coding region runs from base 1 to 1017 and encodes 338 amino acids. The transcript has a single exon.